CUUGCCGAUAAUUAUAAAGUACCUAGUCAUUGUAAAUAAUCGAUCGUACAACCACGCGAAAAUACACAACCUUAGACUUCUACAAUGUCUUUACUAGAAAGACAUCUGGAACAGAUUGCUCUCUCGGCGGAUUCAAUAGCGUCAUUGCCCUUUCCCCCUCCUCAGAUCUUUACCAAUGCUCUUCUCUCCAAUCAAGACAUUACAGCCCUAAUUCGCGACACUGAACCUCAUGAACGCGCCCUCUUUUCUGUUCCUCCACCCCCACCACCUCCAACCCAAAUAGCUCCCGAGCCCAAACCAUCAAAGUCCCGCCGCCAAACAGUCUUCAAUGUAACAUCCGGCGAAGUAGCUCCUGCAUCAGGUCCUAACGGUCGAGCACCUCGGCGAAAUACUGCUGUUGCCGCUGUGCUUGGCGCAGAAUUGCAUUCUCAGGUUCGCAAAACAGAGACUGGGAAGGGGGAAAUUGAUAUCGAGGUUUUAUUGAAGGGGGCGGAGAAAUUGAAUGGGGUGUAUCCUGUACAAGGGGUUCCAGAGAGGAUAAGAGGAUUAAGAAGUAGGUAUGCGCAACUAAGGGAGAGCGUGAAGCGACACGAACAGAAGGUGCAGAAACAAACGAGAGAACUGGAGAGGAUGAAUAGGGGGAAUGACACUGAGAGUGGUGAGGAGGACAAUCAGCAGGUGAACGAAGAACCGUCGGAGAUAGAGAUCACGGAUGAAGAUUUGAGGAGAGAGGAGAGGGAGGUCAGGGAGCUGGAAAUGAAGAGGAAGGCAUUAGAAGAGAGAGUAACCGGGAUGGAAAGAGAUCUAGGAGGAUUACUGAGAUGAGCUCCCACGUACUGAUUCUGAGCAUGGUGGGAUGAGUAUCUCCAUUUGACUUCACGAUUUAUGAGGCUGUAUAUUUUUUGAUACCCGGAUUAUGGAGUUAUUGUCAUAUUUGC
Molecule: messenger RNA, 938 nt
Organism: Botrytis porri
Lineage: Eukaryota; Fungi; Ascomycota; Leotiomycetes; Helotiales; Sclerotiniaceae
Exons: 2
Coding region: 85-825 (246 amino acids)
Biological process (GO): attachment of spindle microtubules to kinetochore
Cellular component (GO): spindle microtubule; DASH complex
Source: RefSeq, a predicted model, not a curated record